GAGAUCCAGAUCGCCAAGUCCCAUCUGCUGUCCGAGAAGAUCGAGGAGCUGCGGCGGGCGGAGCGGCGAUGCCUUCUCUUGGAGCGGAGGAACGCGGAAAUCGCCCACCGGAUCCUCACCAACAGGACCCAGAUCGAUGCCGUCGACGCCCGGUACCAAGGCGCCGCCCGCGAGUACAGGGACUUGAAGAGCGCGAUUGAGGAGCUGGAAGAGACGGAGAAGGAGAGGGACGGGUUUUAUGCUGCGAACAGGGCGGAGAUGGAGGAGUUCAAGGAGCGGCAGAGGAGGUUCGUUUCGGAUACUCGCGAAGAGGUGCGGAAGCUGCGGGAUUGGGUCUCGGAACUCAAAUCAUCUCUGAAACGCCUUCAAGGAAAUGAUGGAUAUCUCAAUACUGCUAAGAUUGCUGUCGCAGAGGCGAGAAAGUCUGAACUUUUAGCUGAAAAAGAGAAGCUGGAUAAGAAUUUAGCUUCAAGUUCCCAUUUGAGACAGUUGUUGCAGAAACAACUACAUAAAAUGCUGAUAUCAAAAGAUAGAGAAAAAAAUUCAACUACAUUACUUAAGGAUAAAGCUGAGAAAUAACGACGACGGUUGAGGUUGGUGCCGUUAUCUCUUUGCUGCUGUCAACUUGAACUAGAAUUAUGCUCUUUUUCAUUGUUACUAGUACUUGAUGCAGCAUGUCAUUUAGGACUCCAAUCCCAUUGCCAUUUCUAACCUUUAUUAAUUCUACAUAUCACUGUUUGGUUUUUAUUGCAAGACAUGUUUUCCUGAAAACAAGAAACAAUUUUAUCACUAAAAUUGUUCUAGUACUUCCAUAUCAUAUCUGGACAAGUUAGCACAUCAUG
Musa acuminata subsp. malaccensis (wild Malaysian banana) is the source of this 842-nucleotide messenger RNA. NCBI's taxonomy places the organism in Eukaryota, Viridiplantae, Streptophyta, Magnoliopsida, Zingiberales, Musaceae. The record is from RefSeq and is a predicted model, not a curated record.